GGUGACAGGUCGCCUCCUCCUGCGGAUGGGGAAGGGUGUGCGGCAGGGGAGGGGUGUGCGGCAGGGGAAGGGUGUGCGAGCGUUUGCAGUUCCACGCCUCCCGCGUUCCGGCGGCUGCGACUGAGCAUCACUGCGACGGCUGACCCCGCGGCCGCCAACAGUGUGCAGCUGGCUUGCUGGAACCUGUACGGCAGGGCUGUUGCUGCUACUGCUGCUGCCGCCGCGGAGUCUUCCUCCUCCUUUGAUGACGGGCAGCAGGUGUUGCAGCGGCUGAAGGCUGCGGUGUCUGCAGGUGCUGCUGCUGCUGCUGCUUCUGACGGGGCUAAGAAGGAGGCUGCUGCUGGAGUCGUUGCUGGUGCGGCUAAUAUGGCUGAUGCGGAGGGGGUGCAGCCGGCUGCGUUGGCGCUGCUGGUGCGGCUGCUGGGCAACGUGGUGCGGGAGCCCGGGGAGGCGAAGUUCCGCAAGGUCCGCUGCAGCAAGGUGGGCCCCCUGUUGCGCAGUCCGCUGCUGUCGGAGCUGCUGCUGCGGUACCUGCGCUUCAGGCCGCUCAUCGCACCCGCUCCUGCUCCUGCUGCUGCUUCCCCUGCUCCUGCUGCUGCUUCGCCUUCACAGUCGCAGACACCCGCUGUCGCUUACCCUGCUGCUGCUGCUGCUGCUGCACUCACCGCAGCUCCCGGGGUGCCUGCUGGGGAGGAUGUGUUUCUGGUGCUGGCGGGGGACGCGAGCGGAGAGGAGAUCAGGCGGGUGGAGCGAGUGUUGGCACUGCUGGGGCCGCAGCAGUAGCGGCAGCAGUAAUACGGUAGCUUGAGUAGUACUUCGGGAAGUUAAGCUCGGGAAUGGCAAGGUUUGGGUGGUAGGGAUGGUGGCUGGGAGGUGGUGGUGGUUUCGGGGGGAGAGGGAGAGGUGUACUGCGCGCAGGGGUGAUGAGAGAGACCCGCAGGGGGGGUAAGAUCCAAGGGCAAAGUAAGGGCGGUCGGCUGUGACUGGGACGGAGUUAUAAGGCAAGCCGGGAUGUGGGCGCGCGGAUUUUGGUUGCACAUAACUGUUCGAUGCAUGUGGUGAGGUGCGAGUGAUGUGCGGUGGGCGCAGCGGGAGAGGCUGUUGCUGGGUCAGGCGCAACGAGCGGGCAGUGACACAGGACACGGACCAGUGCGUGGUGAUGAGACGGAC
Astrephomene gubernaculifera is the source of this 1170-nucleotide messenger RNA. Lineage: Eukaryota; Viridiplantae; Chlorophyta; Chlorophyceae; Chlamydomonadales; Astrephomenaceae. The record is from the annotation of a GenBank genome assembly.